This is a messenger RNA of Rotaria sp. Silwood1, 1089 nucleotides long. Lineage: Eukaryota; Metazoa; Rotifera; Eurotatoria; Philodinida; Philodinidae. The record is from the annotation of a GenBank genome assembly.
AUGGAUGAUACUGCAUUAGAAAGUGACGAAGACAUCUUGGAUUAUAAUGGUGAAUUCAACAAUAGUACGCCUUGUAAAGAUCCUUCAAAAUGUGAAAAUGAAAUUAUUGGUAUUGAUUCAUUAACGAAAUGUUUUGAACAACGUUACGAUGCUUGUCCUUUAUUCUUCAGGGGCUCUCUUCAAGAUGCAUGUCAAGAAGCUUUUAAUCCGAUUGUAAUUCAAGAAUCCUUUGAUUUUGUUGGAUCGAAUGGUCUUUGUUGGGAAAUCAUUCUUGAAGUAAUCAAAUAUCUUUCAUUAAAUGAUGCCAUUUCUGCAUUUUCUACUAACAUUCUUUCUUUAUUAAACAAUCAUUCAAUAAAAUUUCAAUUAUCUAAUCCUGAUAUUCCAUUUAUUAAAAUGAUUCUUCGAAAACUCAAACCUGAACAAAUUGUUUCUUUACAACUCAAUGGAGUUCGAAUAUGGUCAGAGACUGGAUUAACGUUUUUAUCUGUCUUCAAAGACGUCAUUUCAAUGAAUCUUCUCAAUUUACCAUAUAAUAGUGAAAUCAAUAAAUAUGAAAAAUACUUUCCAAAUUUGACUUGUCUUUCCCUUUGCUAUGAUAAUGAAGUAAAUCUUAAUACAUUUAGUAGCGUAUUCAAUCAACUUUGGUAUCGAAUCACACGAUUUGAAAUUCGUUGUGCAGGUACACUUUGUACUCAUUAUACCAUAUAUCAAUCAAAGGGACCCUACAGAGUAAAUUUUGACGUGAAAUAUUUUCUAUUUGACGUUGGUCAAUUUCCAUUGAUUUCGAUGAGCAAUUAUCUUGGUUAUUAUAAAUCAUAUUGUUUGAAAUCAAUAAUUAUUCUUAUUAAACAAAUGAAGAACACUCGAUAUGUUCAUUUAAUCAUCAAUAAAUACGAUAUUGAACUAUUCUUGGAUAUACAUGAAUGGAAGAUUCUCGUAAAUGAAUGUUCUUAUUUGAAGAAUAUAAAAUUACAAAUAUUAGAAAGUAUGUUUCAAGAUAACGCAUUAACACAAAAAGUAUUCGAAAUUCAAACAGCAUUGCGUAAUAUACGACAACCAAUCAAUUUUCAAAUUUUCGCUUUGUGA